Cololabis saira (Pacific saury) is the source of this 999-nucleotide messenger RNA. It is a transcript of the gene her7, whose product is annotated as hairy and enhancer of split related-7. Gene Ontology annotation, molecular function: DNA-binding transcription factor activity, RNA polymerase II-specific; RNA polymerase II cis-regulatory region sequence-specific DNA binding; protein dimerization activity. Gene Ontology annotation, cellular component: nucleus. Lineage: Eukaryota; Metazoa; Chordata; Actinopteri; Beloniformes; Belonidae. The record is from RefSeq and is a predicted model, not a curated record. Gene Ontology annotation, biological process: anterior/posterior pattern specification; regulation of neurogenesis; regulation of transcription by RNA polymerase II. The transcript has 3 exons. Bases 1 to 642 code for a protein of 213 amino acids.
AUGAAGAUAUUACAAGAAACGGACGAUGCCACCAGCAGCAGAAAGCUGAUAAAAUCCCAGGUGGAGAAGCGCAGAAGGGAGAGGAUGAAUUGCAGUAUGGAGCAUCUGAGGGCCAUGUUGCUGCAGGAGCCUCAACAGAUUGGGCCUAAACACAGAGUAGAGAAGGCUGAAAUCCUGGAGCACACGGUCGUCUUCCUCCAGAAAACUGCCACCGAACACAAGACAAGAGCCGGAGGCCAGAAACACUCCUCCUUCCACGACGGCUUCGCCACCUGCCUGCGGCGAGCGUCUCAGUUCCUGGGCCCGGAAGGGAAGGGCCUCUGGCUCGGGCCGGCCCUGGACGCAACCUUCUCCGUUCGCUUCCCAGAUUCUCCGGCUGCUGCACAGAGCCAGACCUCCAGCUCCCUGCAGUACACAAAGUCCCUGCUCCGGAUGCUGAGGCAGAAGAGCCGACUGCAAACGCAAGUGUUCGGGCUGCGCGGCGGCGUUCCUCACCCCUACCAACUCCCAGUCCUGCAGAGUUCUCCCAGAGUCCCACAGCCCCAGAGUCAGCUGCAGACGAGGGCCGAGAGGCCGUCGAGCAAAGAGGGGUCCCCCCAGAGCUCCCCGCUCAGCCAGACAUUGUGGAGGCCGUGGCCUUGAGCGCUGUCGAUUGACCCCUCAGAACUGUCAAUAUGUAACAAGUCAUCAAUAUCCAGUGAUGCCAUGACCGAUUAUUUAUUUCCUGAAAGCUCACAGCGCCAAAGCCUGUAAAUAAUGUAGAAAUGCUUGCUUGUACAUGUGCUGUGUAUAUGUUUGAUGAUUGACUUUGAUUGAGCUCAGUCAGCGACUUGGUCUCAGACUGGUCACAUGAGCCAAAGAGCAAAGGAAGAGGUGAAAUCUCUGAGCUGGGGGGGAUUUAGCCCUCCCCCCCUUAAAUCUGCUGCAAUGAUGAAAGAGUGUGAUGUGGAGGUGGAUGAUAAAAGAUGUAUCCAUCCGUCACAUUUCCAUGUGAGGUUC